This is a messenger RNA of Glycine soja, 3807 nucleotides long. Its product is annotated as protein SMG7-like. The coding region runs from base 212 to 3085 and encodes 957 amino acids. The record is from RefSeq and is a predicted model, not a curated record. Gene Ontology annotation, cellular component: telomerase holoenzyme complex. Gene Ontology annotation, molecular function: telomerase RNA binding; telomeric repeat DNA binding; protein binding. Gene Ontology annotation, biological process: nuclear-transcribed mRNA catabolic process, nonsense-mediated decay. NCBI's taxonomy places the organism in Eukaryota, Viridiplantae, Streptophyta, Magnoliopsida, Fabales, Fabaceae. The transcript has 8 exons.
UUGACCGCCUGCAUGGAAAGAUAGAGAAAGACGCGUUAUCCCUUUACGACCCUCCAACACAAUAACCACUUCCACGCCUCCUCCUCCUCCUUCUUCUUCUCUCUCUCUCUCUCAUAAAACCCUACCAAAACACCAACACUUCCAGCCUGAUCGAUUCUUCGAUCCUCUUUCACCGGUUUUAUGUAGCUAGAGUUUAAUCAAUAUUGUAGAGAUGGAUAAAGUGUCUUCGUCACGGGAGCGUGCACAACGCCUUUAUGAGAAGAAUCUUGAAUUGGAGAAUAAGCGAAGGAGAUCAGCUCAGGCGCAGGUCCCAUCAGAUCCAAAUGCUUGGCAGCAGAUUCGGGAGAAUUAUGAAGCAAUAAUUCUUGAGGAUCAUGCUUUUUCUGAGCAGCAUAAUAUUGAGUAUGCUCUGUGGCAAUUGCAUUAUAAGCGGAUUGAGGAAUUGAGGGCAUACUUUAAUGCUGCUCAUGCUUCUGUAAGCUCAAAAUCAUCUCAGGGAGGGAAAGGUCCUGUUCGACCUGACCGGAUAACUAAAAUAAGGCUGCAGUUUAAGACUUUCCUUUCAGAAGCAACUGGAUUUUACCAUGAUCUUAUUAUGAAAAUCAGAGCAAAGUAUGGGCUUCCACUUGGUUACUUUGACGACUCACAGAAUAAUGUUGUCACGGAGAAGGAUGGAAAAAAAUCUUCUGAGAUGAAGAAAGGUUUAAUAUCUUGUCAUCGUUGUUUGAUAUACUUGGGUGAUCUUGCACGCUACAAAGGCUUAUAUGGUGAAGGUGACUCAAUAAAGCGUGAGUUUGCAGCAGCUUCUAGUUACUAUUUACAAGCUGCAUCUAUUUGUCCUACAAGUGGAAAUCCCCAUCAUCAGCUUGCUUUGUUGGCUUCAUAUUCUGGGGAUGAGCUGGCAGUUAUUUAUUGUUAUUUUCGGAGUUUGGCUGUGGAUAGUCCAUUUACAACUGCCAGGGAUAAUUUGAUAGUUGCAUUUGAGAAGAAUCGUCAAAGUUACUCUCAGCUUUCUGGUGAUGUUAAAGCUCUUGAAGUCAAUGGAAGAGGAAAAGGGGAAGCAAAACUUGUGAACAGGGAUACUGGUGUGGAUACCUGUCUUAGAAAGGGAGGAGCAUCCAAUAUACAGGACACUUACAAAUCCUUCUGCACACGCCUUGUCCGUCUAAAUGGAAUCUUAUUCACUCGUACAAGCCUUGAGAUCCUCACCGAAGUUCUCUCUCUUGUUAGCGCUGGCCUGCGUGAGCUUUUAUCAUCAGGGCAAGACGAAGAGCUGAAUUUUGGCACAGAUACUCUUGAGAACAAACUUGCCAUUGUCAGAAUUGUUUCCAUUAUCAUAUUUACAGUUCAUAAUGUGAAUAAGGAAUCUGAAGGUCAAACAUAUGCAGAAAUUGUACAGCGUGCUGUUCUACUUCAGAAUGCAUUCACUGCAGCUUUUGAAUUGAUGAGUUUAGUAGUAGAGAGAUGUAUGCAGCUGUGGGAUCCUUCUUGUAGUUAUCUCUUACCAGGCAUUUUGGUUUUUGUUGAGUGGUUGGCAUGUUAUCCAUAUCUUGCUGCAGGCAAUGAUGUGGAUGAGAAUCAGGCAACUGUCAGAUCAAAAUUUUGGAAUCAUUGUAUAUCCUUCUUGAACAAGCUACUUUCAGUUUGGCCCAUGUCUAUUGAAGAUGAUGAAGAGGAGACUUGCUUUAAUAACAUGAGCAGGUAUGAAGAAGGGGAAACUGAAAACCGGCUUGCUCUGUGGGAGGAUUUUGAGUUAAGAGGAUUUGGUCCACUUCUCCCUGCACAAACCAUCUUGGAUUUUUCAAGGAAGAAUAACCUCGGCAGUGACAGUGAAAAGGAAAGAAAAGCUCGGGUCAAAAGGAUUUUGGCUGCCGGAAAGGCUUUAGCCAAUGUUGUUAGGAUUGAUCAGAAAAUGAUAUAUUUUGACUCAAAGGGAAAGACAUUUGUAAUUGGUGUUCAGCCUCAAAUCUCAGAUGAUUUUGUUAUUUCCUCCUAUUCAGGUAUGCCUAAUGCAGAAGAUUUAUUGAAAGACAACACCGUAGUAGACAAGACAAAAGUCGGAAUCGGUCAUCCAGACCACCAACAGUACAUUGAAGGAGAGGAGGAUGACGAGGUUAUUGUUUUCAAACCUAUAGUGGCUGAGAGACGAGCUGAUGUGGUUGUUGCCUCAUCACAGGCACCCCAUGAAGGUUUAGAAUCAGUUCCAAAAGCUUCUAUUGGGGAUAUAAAAUUUAAUGUUAAUUCUACUUCUAACCCUCUGAAUGAUGCAAAUCAUCAAAUUUCUUUACCUGCUUCUGUUAGUCCUAUGAUGCCUCAACACCUACAACCAGUUCAGCCACAUUCUUCGAGGUGGUUAGAGGAGGAAAUAUCUCUUGCUAACAGUUUGAAAGGACUUAGAUUCUUGGAGAAUGGGCACGUGAUGAAACCUGACUUACCAUUUAAAGCUGCUGUGGCAAUCUCUGACCAUGCUGCACUUGCAGUUCCUACCCAGCAAUCUGUAAGUGCUAGUACUAAUAUGUUUUAUGCUCAUGAUCUCUCAAAAGCUGAAGACUUUGCAAUAUCAUCCAAAAUUGAUGCCAUUGCAUCUUCUGGAACAUUCACUGAUAACUCUGUUGUGAAAACAUCAUCCACCUUGCAAGCUGGUUUGAAAAAAUCUCUGGUCAGCCGACCUUCUAGGCACCUUGGACCUCCUCCUGGUUUCAGUCAUGUUCCUCCUAAACAAGGUUCACCCACUGUUUCUGAUUCAAUUAGUGGGAAUCCAAUUAUGGAUGAUUACAGUUGGUUGGAUGGAUAUCAGUUGCCUGCAUCAACCAACGAUUUAGGCCCUGAUGGUCCUCUUACUUACUCUCAGUCAAAUCCUCAUCAAAUUGGUUUGAGUGGGACAGCCAGUUUUCCCUUUCCUGGAAAACAAAUUCCAUCUACACUGCAGGUGGAGAAACAGAAUGGUUGGCGAGAUUUUCAGACUUUGGAGCUUUUAAAAGCACACCAUAAUCAGCAGUUGCAGUCACAGUUGGCCCCAAAUGGAAAUCAGCAUUUUACUCCACUGCCUGAGCAAUUUCAAGGACAGUCAAUCUGGACAGGUUAAUAUUUGGUGUGAUGUCGCUCGUCAGUAUGAGAAUAUUGAUGAUCCUUGAAGGAUUAUUACAAACGUGCUGCAUUCCUUUGCUACCCCUUCAAACUCCAACUCUACUUCCUUGUCAUUGAUUUUUUGGAGUUUAUCUGCCUAGACAUGUUGCAGGAGGUUGCUACUACAAAAGAAUUUGCUGAGCUCUCAAGUCUGGUUGAUUGAAGAUAAACAAGCAUCUUUAUGGUGGACAGAGGGUGAUAAAUAAAAUCCAGUCAUCUUGGAGCUUGUAUGUAUCUUCUGGAAUUGGUGGUAUAACUAUGGUUUGUUCACUUCUCUAGUGGAAAUGUCAUAAUGGUGCGCCAUGCGCCAUGCGCCUGUAAGAAUUUGUUACCGUCUUCUAGCUGCUGGUGAUACAUGAUGCUAGCCCCUUUUUUUACUACCUCAAAGCUUCAGACUAGUUGGGAAGAUUGGUAGGUAUGAAGCGCUCGUCUAUAGUUGGAUAAUGGGAUAUGAUAAUGACUUUGUGAAGCAUGCUUAAGUACAAGUGUCUAGUGGUUUGCAUCUGUGUUAGUGUUAUCGUGUUUAUAUAACCAGUGAUAUACAUACGGUUUACUUUCUCCCUUUUACCUAGUCGGGGUUUACUCCAACUUAUAAAUAAGUAAUCCUUGUUGGAUGGUGGAUUAUGGAUAUGUCUUGGUCUUAUAGGAAAUAUAUCUAUCUAAAGUAGGGAUUUAAUUGUC